Molecule: messenger RNA, 1776 nt
Organism: Myiozetetes cayanensis
Lineage: Eukaryota; Metazoa; Chordata; Aves; Passeriformes; Tyrannidae
Gene: RABGGTA
Product: Rab geranylgeranyltransferase subunit alpha
Exons: 17
Coding region: 1-1677 (558 amino acids)
Biological process (GO): protein geranylgeranylation
Cellular component (GO): Rab-protein geranylgeranyltransferase complex; cytoplasm
Molecular function (GO): zinc ion binding; protein binding; Rab geranylgeranyltransferase activity
Source: RefSeq, a predicted model, not a curated record
AUGUCCCAGUCUAACCAGUUUCCCCAGCACGGGCGGCUCAAGCUCCGCCCCUCGGACCAGGCCCGGCAGCGACAGCGGGAGCUCAAACUGGGAAUGUACCGGGAGAGCAUGGAGGCCUUACUGGGGGGGGCGCCCCCCCAGCAGGUGCUGUCCCUGACCGGGUCGGUGCUCGCGGCCAAUCCCGACGUCGGCACCUGCUGGAACCGCCGGAGACGAGCACUGCUCACACUGGGAGGGGACUGGCUGCAGGACGAGCUGUCCUUCGUUGGGGGGUGCCUGGGGGUGAACCCCAAGUCCUACGGGGCGUGGCACCACCGGGCGUGGCUGCUGGGCCGCUCGGCGGCGCCCCCCGCUGGCCGGGAGGACCGAGCGCUGUGCGAGCGCCUGCUGGGGGCGGACCCCAGGAACUUCCACGCCUGGGAGCACCGGCGGGCCCUGGUGGCUCAGGAUGACCCCGAAGCCGAGCUGGCCUUCGCCGGGUCCCUCCUGAGCCGCGACUUCUCCAACUUCUCGGCCUGGCACCACCGCCUGCGGCUCCUCAGGCCCGGCCCGGGGGGGCGGGGAGAGCCCCUGAGCCCCGACAGGAUGAGGCAGGAGCUGGAGCUGGUGCAGAACGCCGUCUUCACCGACCCCACUGACCAGAGUGCCUGGGUCUACCUGCGCUGCAUCCUCUCCCGAGCCACCCCCCCGCCGAGGAUCAUCUGCGUGUACGUCAACCGCGAGGACGCCACGCUGGCCGUCGUCUUCUCCCGCCCCGUCGUGGUGAGCCCGGACCGGCCAGACCUGAGGGCGACGCUGGACGGCUCCGCCCUGGAAGGGGCGUGGCGCUCGGGGGAGGGGCGGCCACGCCCCUCCCACACCUGGCUCCUGGACCUGCCCCGCCCUGCCGACGCCACGCCCACCCAGCGGCCCCGCCUCCAGCUGGGCGUCACCUGGGUGCCUGACUCCGCCCACCAUGAGGUCACGCUGCCCCCAGACGAGGACGAGGCCUGGUGGCAGGAGCCAAUCGUGGCCCGGGAGCUGUUCUGGCCGGAGGUGGGCGUGGCCGACGCUCAGGUGCUGCAGGAGGAGGUGUCCACCUGCCGGCAGCUGCUGGAGCUGGAGCCGCGCAGCCGCGGCUGCCUCCUCACCCUGGCGCUGCUGCUGUCGGUGCUGGACCCGCCCGGCCACGCCCAGGAGGCUCGGAGGCACCUGCGGAGCCUCCAGGAGGCCGACCCUCUCCGAUUGGGCUUCGUGGCCGACGUGGCCUCGCGAUUGGAGGCUGCGCUGGGGGUGCUGGGAUUGGGGGCGGGGCCUGGGCCCCUUUGGCUCCGCCUGCCAAAUAAGGGGUUGACGUCACUGCCCCUCCUGGAGCGGAUGGUCCUGGUGACCCACCUGGACCUGUCUGGGAACCUCCUGAGGACCCUCCCCCCAAAUUUGGGGGCCCUGCGGCGCCUCCAGGAACUGGACCUGUCCCGGAAUCAGCUGUCGGAUCUGGGGGGGUUCCCGCCCCUCCCCCGCCUGGAGCGGCUGAGCCUGCACGGGAACCCCAUUGGCCACGCCCCCACCCUCGCCCCAUUGGCUUCCUGCCCCCGCCUGGCCCACCUGGGAUUGGCUGAGACCCCUCUAAGCUCCGCCCCCGAUGGCCCCGCCCACCUCCAGAAGCUCCUCCCCCUCGUUGACAUCGCCUGGUCCUGAUUGGCUGCUGUGUGUUAGGAGGCCACGCCCACUGCCCCUCCCCUUCUCUCUGUGCCCCGCCCCCUUGUGGGCGUGUCUAAUAAAGUGAUGUCAUAGUGG